This is a messenger RNA of Paramuricea clavata, 7358 nucleotides long. The record is from the annotation of a GenBank genome assembly. NCBI's taxonomy places the organism in Eukaryota, Metazoa, Cnidaria, Anthozoa, Malacalcyonacea, Plexauridae.
AUGAAACUCAGAAUACCUUCUCGCCAGUAGAUAUUAAUAGACGAAUAACAAAGAUAGUCAGCCGAGCUACUAUGCAGAAUGAUGCCUAUUGGAGGGUUUCUUUUGAAGAGGGCGUCGAUCCAUUAGACGUUAAUGACGGCGCACUUCCACAGUUUGGAGAUGACAAUCAUGGAUUUCUUGGUCUCAAGCUAGUUCAUACACAGUGGCGUUACGAUUUUGGCUUCGGAACUCCAUCAUGUAUGUUGUUCACUCGUAUUUACUGGGCAUUUGAAAACUAGAGCAAAUAGUUUGAUAACAUAUAUAUCUUUGUUUUAUGGUAAUAAGAAAUUAUUUUUCUUUCUAAAACUUUACCCAUGCAAGACCGUCGCGAAGGGAUUUAAGUGUAAGUGUGUUUGUAUGUGUGUGUGAGUGUGUGUGUGUAUGUGUAUGGGGGGGGUAUCUGGGUGUGAUCAGUUUAAGUCAAUUAUUCAAUUACAUGUAAUUCUGGAAUUGGACAUAUCAUUACUCUGACAAGAAUCAUGAACUUUUUCAAAGAGAAUAACAUGUUUCUGUGUUUUAACUAGGCAAUAUAAACACAUAAAGCACAUCGAUGCAAAGUGCCAAGCGGGGCUGAAUUGUCCAAAAUGAAUAAUAAUAUACUGUUAUUUUAACACUGUAAUUAACCAUCUCACAUUAUAAGUACAUCAUGUUGAGUUAUGAGUGGUUUAAAUGAAACGCACACAAAACAAGUACGUUAUAUAAUUUUAUUACUGAAAUCCAGACUGAAAUGUGUAUCACUGGAUUUAUUAAGAUAUUGUGUUAAUUGUCUUCGACAAAAUUCAUGCUUGUUGUCUUUGUUUCACGGUUGGCAUUAGUUGACAGCCGUGAAGUCGUAAAACUUGCUCUGACCUUGUUUCCAUUUUCAGUAAAAUCCCCAAACGUGUACUCUUUGCCAACUGAUAUACUGCUUGCAUUUUCGAUACUAUUUUUUCCCUUCGUUUCGUGAGCCUUUCUGCACAUUAUGUUCUCAUAUAGCCGGGUGCAUGGCUUUAUUUACUUAUAGACUUUGCUUGUGACGCCCGUAUUCUAAAAGCUCACUCACAUGCACUGACACUCAAUGAGUGGAGGUUCAAUCUGAGCUUCUCUUGAGUGUCAAUGCUGUUUUUGAAUAGCUGAAGGGUUAGUGUCGUACCUUGGUAUGUGACUACUCACCCUCCAGCUAUUCAAAAACAGCGUUGACACUCAAGAAAAGUUCAGAAUGAACCCGCACUCAUCGAGUGUGACUGUAGGCCCGUUUACACUAUAUAAAAUUUAGGAACGGCACGGCAAAAAAUCGGAAUGGUUCCGCUUCUGCCAGUAAAGGAAUGCUAUGUUUACACUGGUUAAUUUAAAAGCUUGAAAAUCGGACUGCUUCCGAAAUUUUGAUAAGUGGGAACGGUACGGGUAAUUUGUAUACUGAGCAUGCGUAUUAAUAGGAACCAAGAUGGCGGAGGUUUCAUCAUCGAGUCGAGAUCUAUUAGUUUUACUUGCUUUAUUGCGGCCAAUCUCGUUCCCCGAGCAUGCCCGUUCGCAGGUUAAGGGUGGGCCUAGCUCUGGAGAAAUCGAAUUGAUUCACGUUGAAUUUCCAACGUGAGUUCUACGCAUGCUCGGCAAUUGUUGCAAAAUAUAAAUAAAGUAUUUAGAAUUUCGCGUCGAAAAUUUGAUACUUUUUACACUGAAAUGGAAUUGAAAACAACUAAAAAUUCUGGGGGAAAUAUGUACGAAAGCUUCGGUUGGAUAUUGAUACAACUACCUGAAAAAUACAAGGAGAACUUCGACGUUUCGAGCGAACGCGUUUCGAUUUGUACUGUUAGUGUUUGUAUACAUCGUACUUGACCUUUGCUGAUAAACAUCAUCACCUCAACAACUCAUAAGUAUUAUAUAUUUUUAUGCUUUAAAAUUUACAUUUAACUCUCCUGUCAGAAUUUAUGGUAUACGUAGUGUUAGGUAUGACAGUAUAAAAGGUCAAGUAUGAAACACUAACAGCACAAGUCGAAGCGCCUUCGCUCGAAACGUCGAAGUUCUCCCUGUAUUUUUCAGGUAGUUGUAUCCUUAUCAAUCCGAAGCUUUCGUACAUAUUUCCCCCAGAAUUUUUAGUUGUUUUCAAUCGAUAUCGAUUUCAGUGUAAAAAGUAUCACAUUUUCGACGAGAAAUUCAAAUACUUUGUUUAUAUUUUGCAGCUAUUGCCAAUCACGUUGAAACUCCAACGUACUAUCUGGCGCAGAGUAUCUGCCGUUAGCCAAUCACAGACCUGAAUCAAUUCGAUUUCUCCAGAGCUAUGCCCACCCUUAACCUGCGAACGGGCAUGCUCGGGGAACGAGAUUGUAUUGCCGCAGAAAUCAACAAUCUCAAAUUGCAUAAAGUAUAAAUAUAGAAUAUUCAAAAGUAUUUAAGGGGCCAUUCACAAAGGAUGUCCGACCCGAGGGGGGGGGGGAUUGGAAAAUCAGGACAAAGUCGGACAUAGGCGGGGGGGUUAGCAAUCCGGAUGUCCGAAAUUUAAAAAAGUUCAAAAACAAAUUUCUUUUUCCCUCUCUUUUGAGCAGUCCUUCCCAUUGUGAAAUUGGCAUUUUGACUAUGCGGUUAACACUAGAUUUUGUUUUAAUUAGUAAUUUAUAUGUUUUUGUUUUCACAUUUACAGUUAUAAAAAAGUUCUAAAAGUAAAAAAAGUUUUUUUACUCUUGAUAUAUACAAGGUGCGUGAGUUUUUGCGAGGCAUGGCGGAUGUCCGGGGGGAGGGGUGGUGGUCACUAAUUCGGACAAUGCCGGACAACGGGGGAGGGGGGGGGGUCUGAAAAUCCAUCACUUGGCCGGACAUCCUUUGUGAAUGGCCCCUAAAUGUAUUAUAUUAAUACAGAAACCUACCAUUAGCGACUGGUAUAUCGCCCUAGUUUGUUUACUGGACUUGCUGCUAUCUAAGGAAAGCUGUAUACUUUCUUCUCCCCAUAAAUUAAUCAAAUCCAUCGUUGCAAUAUCCCAGUAUGGAAUGUAACUUUUUCGUGCACCGGACAAGCAAGUUGAUAAUUUUUUGUGUGCACCAUUGGUUGUCUAACCGGCCAAAAAUUUGUGCGCCGAUUGCCAAAGGCACGAGACAAGCUCCGAAGCAUAGACCGAUUUUGUGGGGGGCGCAGGGGGGUGCUACCUCCUCCCCAAUAUUAGCUAUAACCCCCUCAAACAAAAUGUCCACCCCUCUAAAAAAAUUCCACCCCCCCAAUAUUCGGCAUAAUAAAAAAUAAUUAAAUAGUCCACUCCAACGUGCAGAGUGUUGAUGGUACAAAAUAAACGUAGGAGUACACUCAAAUAAAAAAAGACAGUGCAAAACUGUGAAACUAAUCGCUCCUCGCUUGCAUUCACUGGUUUAUUGGAGCAAUUGUAAAGUUUUGAAACUCUAUUAUCUCCCCUGAAUAGAGUUUGUAGUGCCUUGUCAUGCAAAAAGCUUGCUUGCAUAGAACGUUUGCAAUUUUUGCGAACAUUAUUUUUAGUUUUUAAUUCUUUUAGGAAAUAGACUUGCCUAGAUUUAAUCUUUACGCCCCAAAUAUUAUUUACAUCAGAGUUGCAUCAUAAAUUGUACUCGGAUUCAAACGACACGUACAAUGUUAAUGACUUUAUAAAAGUAAGAGCAUAUUGUGUAUUGGCCUAUUGGGUUUACACUUUUACAGGUUCAUUUAACUUUAACUCUCUCAAGUCUCAACAGACAAUCGGACAUGCCAAAUCCAUUGAUAUAACACUCUUCAAAGAACUUUUUUUCGAAGCUUGAAAUCACGAUUUUUUUCAAAUUUUUCCAGGGAUACUUUGUUUUCUGCUCUCUAGACUCCCCCUCGUGGCUUUAGUGCUCCACCCCUAGAAUAUAGACCUCUUACUGGGGUUUGGUGACACUUUGUGUUGCUUCAGUCACCUACUCACGGCUCACCCCCCUAAAAUUUCUGGCACCACCCCAGUAAAAAAUAUGAAAAUCCGUCUAUGCUCCGAAGGGCGAGAUACCUCGGGGUGGAGGGGGGGGGGUGUAGGAUCAUCCACUCCCGAGAAAUUUUUAAAUUUAAAGUCCCUGAAAUGCCAUUUCCUGGACUUUGGCAGAAGAUUUUACACAAUUCUGAUGGUCAGAAAACAACAUUAUAAAAUCGAAAUUUUUCUCAGAAAGCUUUCGAAAUAUUAUUCGACUCAAACGCCCGUAAUCUAAGAGCUCACUCACACUCAAUGAGUGGAGGUUCAACUUAGCUUCUCUCGAGUGUCAUUGCUGUUUUUGAAUAGCUGGAGGGUUAGUGUCAUACCUUACUAUGUGGCUACUCACCCUCCAGCUAUUAAAAAACAGCAUUGACACUCAAGAGAAGCUAAGAUUGAACCUCCACUCAUCGAGUGUGAGUGAGCUUUUAGAAUUACAGGCGAAAGUUUCAAGUGGUCAGCAGUAUUUCAAAGUACUUCAUUUAGUUUAUGUUAUAUUGGAUCCUCGAUCCAUAGAUCAAAAGGGAAUAUAUUGUCCAAAGCGGCAAAACCUACCCCGCUCAGGUCUACACAUUUCCAGAAAUAGGUUUUACCAACUUUUGCCGUUAAAUCUAUUUGACAAAUUAAUAUUGGGAAUCCUGAAUUAUGCACCAGUGCGCCACCUUUAGUUAACUUGUUAUGUGUGCACCACCUGUGCACCACAUAUUAAUAUUGUAAAAUUUUGUGCACCAGAUUGUGCACCAAUGAAGGGUGUUGUGCUCCGGACAUGUCCGGUGCACACCACUUACAUUCCAUACUGGGCAAUAUCUGACCAUCGCCGCGAAUUCUUUUUUGUACUUUUGGCAGCCAUCUUGGAAUUCGUUCACAAGCAUGCGCAUGCAAGAUUUAUUCCGCGUGAAAGGCUGGGGCUAGUAAAAAACAGGAACGGUUCCGCUUGUUUUUGGGCAUGGGACCACCUAAAACGGUGGUCGUAAAAUGCUUGGAAAGUGAGGCACCGUACCGAAAAUUCAAGAAAGAACGGCAUGUUUACAUUGACAAAAUUAGCCUACCUGUUCCGAGUAAAGACAGGAACCGUUUCGAUUUUUUGCCGUCCCGUUCCCAAUCUUCAGUCUAGUGUAAACGGGGUUUGUGUGAGUGAGUUUUUAGAAUACGGGCGUAAGUAAAUGAAGUCUUAAGCUUUCGUAUCCCAGAAAUUAGUUUUUGGUCGUUUUCAAUUAAUAGGUUUUCCAGAUAUUUAUUGUUGUUAUAAUUUGCCCUAAAUUAGCGUAUUAUGAAUGCACAUUGAAAAUUUAUACAAAAAAUGUCCGGGCUGUGUGAAGCAGUGAUUUUUUUAGCAUAUAGUAAUUUCUUGUUAAUAUCCUUCGUUUUGAUUUUCAUGUUUUCCAGACAGAAGCGUUAGACUGAAAGCAUGGGAAGGCUUGCCUUCUGGUAGUGAUGACAAGCCACCAGUUGAAGUAAAGAAUAUUUUAUCACCAGUUUUUAUCCAGGCGGCGGAGGCCAUUAAGGCUUGGAUUUGUUACCCAUCAGUCUCUGUUCUUAGAGGGGAAAUAAUGACACCAAACUCACAGUAUGAUUGCAGAAUAAAAUUAAGGGCUGGUAUGUUAUUUCGGAUAAAACUUAUAUUAACUAACAUUGUAUUGAGAAUUAUAUGAAUACACUUACUUAUAAUUACCACUGGACAGUUUAAAAUGUAGUGAGGCGCGUUUCAAACGUCGAACUUCUCAUCUGAUCUGCCGAAUCUAACGUAAGAAUGCACUAAAUUCUAAAUAUAUAUUUUGUUUAAACUCAUGACUGUUGAUUCAGCACAUGUCUGAAACGUUCUACGUUUCAAAGAGCCCAAAUGCGUACCGUCUACCGCGGUAUUCUAAAUGGAAAGUUUAUAGUUUUAAAUGUCAACGUAUACAGUUCCAAGGUUGAACAAUAUAUCUCAUAUUAAAUUACUUUAAUUAAUUAAUCUUCACCAGUAAAUAUCCUGGGAAGAAACCUGGCAGUAUUCCUGCAAAUUAAGGGUAGUAGGCCUAUACACUUAGUCGAACGCGUGGCCAUCUUAAAAAUGUUCAUUUUCGGAGCUACUGUACCGUAAUAUUAUACUUCACUUGACGGACAAUGUCGUACUUUUUGCUAAUAUAACUGAAUGAGGAAUAUUGAAGGUUUUUCUUGUGUGUUGGUGUUGUGUACUCAGGUGAAUAUGAUGUUUGUGAUGUUACUCUGAGUAUGCAUCCACACUGGACAAGCUGAAAAGUUUGCUUGGCCACGGUGGGAAUCGAACCGGCGACCUUUGGGAUACUAGUCCAAUGCUCUGCCAACUGAGCUACGUGGUCAAGUCGGUCAGAGCAUUGGACUAGUAUACCAAAGGUCGCGGGUUCGAUUCCCACCGUGGCCAAGCAAACUUUUCAGCUUGGCCCGGCGUGGAUGCACACUCAGAGUAACAUCACAAACAUAAUAUUGAAGUUGUUUCCACAAAAAAUCCAGUAAAAAUCUUGUGUUGAUAUAGGUUCCCGUUAUGUGACCGACAAAGAUAGUGUAUGUAUUGAAGAAGACGCAAUUCUAUCGGAUUAUCUUUCCAACUGCAAAUUUGAUAGGCAGAACCAUCAUAUGUAUUUACCGGAUGAAAACGAGCAUCAAAUUCCGGAAGGUUUUGACUGCACUUUUUACCGCGAGGCGAAAGAAAGAAUGUUUCAAGCUACCGUUGAUGAAGAGAGUUUUACUGUUAUUGUGUUGGAUGAAAAGGGAUGGGAUACAGACUCAUCAGAUAAAAGACAUCAGGAACAGGUUUGUAUGCUAGGUUUGUAUACAGGUUUGUUUAAUUUAUGAUUGGCAUUUGUCAUUGUCUUUAAUUAAAUAAAAUAAAACAAAAUUACGAGUCUACAUGUAUAGAAACCUUAGACACAUGCAGGCUGACUUUAAUUUAACGUCUUGUCAGCGGUUGCAAAGAUGAACUAUUACGUACGUACAAUAAGAAUAUGUGAAAACUGAAGAAGAAAAAAUGCGAAUAAAUUUCAUCCCGAGACGAAUUUCACCCCGUGUUUACAUAAGAUUCUGUACUGACGUACUUAUCCAAAUGGUAAAUUCGUAUUUCUUUGUUUUAGUUUGGUAUAAGGGUUGUAAUGAAUUCGUGGUCCGAAGCACUCCUUUCAGCUGAACGACACUGGACGCCUGAGGAAAUACUGGGCAAACUAAAGAAUUAUAUGGGGUUUUUAUCUUUACUUAAAAAUUACUUUUUCGAUGGCUAGUUAGCCUGCGAACAGGCUCACUGGGAGAAAGGUGAGCCUGCACGGAACCAUGCGUUUUAUUCAAUCAUCCCCUUUUCGCAUCUGCUAAACGCUAACCAAUCAGCGUUGACUGCGAUAAAUAAACUGUCAACUGUCAAAUUGACGCAAGGCGUGUACAUUGUGCAACAUGAAC